GACCUUGGUAGGUAUUACUCAUUCUUGCAUUUUUUGCGCGAUCGUGUAAGUACUCAGGGUUCAGUUGAAUUGUGUCCUUUUUAAGCGAAUGUACUAGCUUAAAAAAUUAUUCUACAAGUAUAUUUGAUAACCCAUCCUGUACGUUAUGGCUGGAAAAUUAUUUGCUAUUGAGAUUUUUCUGAUUCUGUUGAUUGGUAACACGCAUGUUCACGGAGUGAUUACCGGAAGUGCUGCUCCUAGUGUACCGUCUUCCAAGUACCCAGAUCCUAGAAGAGAUGACAGCAUUUCGAAUACGUAUCCCAAAGACACUAUAGUCAAAGAUCCGUAUCAAUGGAUGGAGGCGCCAGAUAGCGACGAAACUAAGAAAUUUGUAGAGGAUGAAAAUCGUCUUACGAGAGAGUACCUGGAUAAAAGCCCAUACCGAGCUGAAUUAGAAGCUCGAUACAAAGAAUUGUAUGAUUAUCACAGAUACAAUGGAUUCUUUCAGGAAGGAAAAAAGUACUUCUCCUAUCAAAACACUGGUUUACAAAAUCAAGAUGUGCUUUACGUGCAAGAUUCAUUGACCAGCAAAAAAGCCGAAUUUUUCAAUCCAAAUACUCUUAGUGAAGAUGGAACCGUAGCAUUAGAUCCUUAUUAUUCGGCUUUCUCCGAAGAUGGAUCAAUUUUUGCUUACAUGUUGAGAGAAAAUGGUUCAGACUGGAGUACUGUGCAAUUCAAGAAUGUAGAUCAAGAUGAUAAAUAUCACGAAAAGCUGGAAAAAAUAAAAUUUUCAGUUCUAUCAUGGACAAAUAAUAAUAAAGGAUUAUUCUAUUCGGCUUAUCUUGAUCAUAAAGGCAACCCGGAUGGUUCUACAAAUGACUCGAAUCAAAAUCAUAAAAUUUACUAUCAUUUACUAGGAGAUGACCAAUCCAAAGAUGUUUUAGCGGUAGAAUUUCCCAGUAAUUCCGAGUAUCUUCUCACUGGUUGGGUAAGCGAUGAUGCCAAUGGUAAAUAUCUGGUCGUAUCAGUGGCAGAUGGUACUGGUAAUAAUAUGAUCUAUAUCGCUGAUUUGGAAAAGAUUAACUUCGAAAUAAAGGGUAAAUUAGAACUCAUACCAGUUGUUACAAAUUUGGACGCAAAUUACGAAUAUAUCGCCAAUGACGGGAACACUUUCAUCUUCAAGACCAGCAAAGACGCCGAUAAUUAUAAAAUAAUUAGUGUCGAUAUUAGUAAUCCAGAUCCUAAAGCAUGGAUAUGGAAAGAUAUCGUGCCAAAUCAUGAAAAAAAUGUAUUAGAGUGGGCAGUUGCGGCAUCAGACGUGUAUUUGAUCGUAUGUUACACUGAAAAUGUUAAAAGCACUCUCCAAUUACACAACAUCACUUCAGGUGAACUGAUCACGACAUUCGAUUUGAAAGACAUCGGUACUGUUGAACAAACUGGAUUCUUUGGCGGUAGAAAAUACUCGGAUAUAUUUUUCUUGUUUAAAUCAUUUCUCACUCCUGGAAUUAUUUAUCGUUGCGAUUUAUCAAAACCGUCAUUCGAUUUAGAGGUAUUUCAAGAAAGCAAAUUGACAAAUUUUAAUCGCGAAGAUUUCACCACAGAACAAGUAUUUUAUAAAAGUACAGGCGGAGUCGAAGUCCCCAUGUUUCUUACUUACAGAAAAACUUUGGAAAAGAAUGGAAACAAUCCGACUUUCCUAAUAGGUUAUGGAGGUUUUGGCGAGAGUCAACUACCUUAUUUCAGUGUUAAUCGUAUCGUAUUCAUGAGUAAUUUCAACGGCAUACAUGCCAUGGCAAAUAUCAGAGGCGGAGGAGAAUAUGGCGAACAGUGGCAUCGAGAUGGAUCUGUGCACAACAAACAAAAUUCUUUCGAUGAUUUCAAAGCAGGUGCUCAAUAUUUAAUCGACAAACAAUACACGAGUACUAAAUUAAUGACUAUUAAUGGUGGAUCCAAUGGAGGUCUUUUGAUGGGAGCCUGUCUUAAUCAGCGACCAGAUUUAUUCGGUGUGGUGGUUGCAGAUGUAGGUGUAUUCGAUAUGUUGAGAUUUGAUCAGUUUACUAUCGGAAAGAAUUGGAUACCUGAGUACGGUUCGCCAUCCACAGACGAGGAUUUCGAAUACCUAUAUGCGUACUCACCUUUGCAUAACGUCAAAAUACCCGACGACCCUCAUAAACAGUAUCCUCCUGUCAUGCUUACCACUUCAGAUCACGAUGAUCGUGUUCCACCAUUCCACUCAUUGAAAUUCAUUGCCACCUUGCAAUACAAUGCCAAGAAACACUCCAAUCAGAUAAAUCCUUUUAUCAUCAGAAUUGAAAAGAAAGCUGGUCAUGGAGAUGGUCUUCCUACGGAUAAAGCUAUCGCACGACUCGUAGACAUGAAUAGUUUUAUCAUCAUGAAUACUGGGAUAACGUUCCAUGCGUAAAUUCUAUGCAAGGAUUUCGUAAUUAUUAUGUUAAUUUAAAUUCUGUAUAAUAGGUGUUCCAUAUAACUAUAAAUCAUGUACUGUUUGCUGUAGUUUUGUGUUUCAUUAAAAUGUAAAAACGUU
Messenger RNA from Planococcus citri (citrus mealybug), 2524 nucleotides. Its product is annotated as prolyl endopeptidase-like. The record is from RefSeq and is a predicted model, not a curated record. The coding region runs from base 146 to 2401 and encodes 751 amino acids. Gene Ontology annotation, molecular function: serine-type endopeptidase activity; oligopeptidase activity. The transcript has 16 exons. Lineage: Eukaryota; Metazoa; Arthropoda; Insecta; Hemiptera; Pseudococcidae. Gene Ontology annotation, biological process: proteolysis. Gene Ontology annotation, cellular component: cytosol.